GCACAACAUGACGGUUUGAGAUAAGUAGCCAAUACAGCGAAAGAGCACGUUAUCCGCGAGCCUCCCACGAGCACGGCAGCAGUUGCAUGGGCUGCUUCUCGCGCCCCAACAAUAGAGUGCAUCACCGGACCAGGUCAAAUGCAAGUUUCACCCUUAUCCACCCGGAGAAUCCCUUUGGAAAAAGGUGCCUGGGUCCUUCUCCGCCGCCGCCUCUUUCAGCAGGAGUACAUUUGAUAUCAGAGACAGGACAAUCAUGGAUCUGACCCGGGGAUUUAAAUUCUUGGACACGGUGGCAUCCUUUGCUGUUCAGUGAGGAUGGGAAGAAAAUAAAGAGGGGAAUUUUAUCACACGUUUCAGGUAGAGGUGUCGCAGUAGAAGGAUGCCGCUGGUGAAGCGCACCAUCGAGCCCCGGCACCUGUGCCACACGGUGCUGCCAAGGAACAUCAAGAAUGAGCUGGAGUGUGUGACUAACAUCUCCUUGGCCAACGUCAUUCGCCAGCUCAGCAGCCUCAGUAAAUAUGCAGAGGACCUAUUUGGAGAGCUCUUCAACGAGGCCCACACCUUCUCUUUCCGGGUCAACUCGCUGCAGGAGCGUGUCGACCGCCUCUCAAUCAGCGUCACACAGCUAGACCCCAAAGAAGAGGAAUUGUCCCUUCAGGACAUCACCAUGAGGAAAGCUUUCAGGAGCUCCACUAUUCAGGACCAGCAGCUGUUCGACCGCACGUCACUGCCUGUCCCACUACAGGAGACCUUCCAGACAUGCGAGCAGCCACCGCCUCUCAACAUCCUCACGCCAUACAGGGACGAUGGGAAGGAGGGUCUUAAGUUUUACACCAAUCCGUCCUACUUCUUCGACCUGUGGAGGGAGAAGAUGCUGCAGGACACAGAGGACAAGAGGAAGGAGAGGCGGAAACAGAAGCUGGAAAUGCCUUAUCUCUUGUGUCCCAAUGGCCUCGUAAGAGUCCUCUCUGAAACCCCUCCUUCUUUCCUCAUUCCCUCAGAGUUGCAGGACCCCCGCAUGUAUGAUCAGGUCUAUAGGUACUUAGACCUCCCAGGGCAGCUGAAGGCCAUAGAUCGUCCACCGGAGCCAGAGAAGGUCCCGCGGGCACCUCACGACCGUAAAAAAGAGUGGCAGAAACUCGCUCUGGGUGCAGAGCUCGCCCAGGACAUACCUGAAGACAAACACAGGGAGGCUAACGGAUCUGCAGGUUAUCACGACAACAGGGCUCCUCUGUACAUGGAACAUUUGGAUGGGCCGUUCUCUCUGGCGGCUCUGCCCUACAGCCAGAUGAACGAGCUGCUGAACCGAACUGGAGACAGAAUGUAUUCACGGCCCGACGGCCCUCCACCACCUCCACCUCUCAUGCACCCGCUGGGGGAGAUCAAGCCUCCUUCUGUGAUCAGUUCGGGUUCAGGUUUUUCAGACAGCAGACCUCAGUCUCCCGCCCGGACAGCAGGACUCAACUCCAACACUCCUCCUCCACCGCCUCCCCCUCUGCCACCUCCGCCUCCCCCAUUACCCUCCUCAGGCCUUCGAGGUACCCCCCCUCCUCCCAUCCCUCCUCUACCAGUCCAGCAGCAGCCUCCAGCCAUACCGCCUCCCCCUGCCCCACUCCAGAUUGCCCCGGGCGUGCUCCAUCCGGCCCCUCCACCUGUGGCGCCACCCCUUCACUCCUCCUCCCCGGCUCGACACCAACAGGUCCUGGACAGGGGCCAGUCUACAGGCUCUGGGACACAGUCAGACGGCACCAUUCUGCCUCCUCCACCGCCACCUCCUCCUUUGCCUCUUCCAGGAGCACGAAGCUCCUCGCCCUGUCCAUCAGGCCCUCCACCUGUGCCUGCCUUCCCCUCAGCAGGAGCCAUGGCCUCCCCACCCCCCCACACCAUGCACGACGUGGGGAGCAAGAGACACCACCCAGCCAAUCUGCCACCCAUCAGCGACGCACGCAGUGUACUGCUGGAGGCCAUCCGAAAAGGCAUACAGCUGCGCAAAGUGGAGGAGCAGCGAGAGCAGGAGGCUAAGCACGAGCGUGUGGGCAAUGACGUGGCUACCAUCCUGUCCCGCCGCAUCGCUGUGGAAUACUCUGACUCUGAAGACGAGUCUGAGUUUGAUGAAGGAGACUGGAUGGAGUGAUGGCAAUCACUGACAGACCAGAAAAAAAAUCUAUACGGUGUUGGAGGCAGAGGACAGACUGGUUCAGGCGCCCCGCCCCUUCAACCCUGCACUCCACACCUCGCCAUCAAAGACUCGUGUGUUCUCUGGAAAGAAGCGAAAAUGUUGUUGUCGCCCACUUUCCCCCUGUGUGGAGCUUUUUUAUCUCUGUCUUGUUGUUGUUUGUGUUGGGAGGAGAAUCUCCAUGUCGCCCUCGUCUGUCUCUCUAGUGUUCAAAGAGAAGUUUCUUUUCUGCACUACCACAUGACUUUAUUUUUCUGCUGGAUUUCUGGUGAUGAAGUCCUCCAUGUUUACUGUUGUUAUACAUGACGAUGACUUUUUGAAGAACCACUUGUUUUUGUUUCUUAUCUGUGUGUCUAUGUGUGGAAAAAAAGAAAACCUUAAAGGAAAACAAUGAAGGCAUGUUGCAUUUAUCCUUAGUUCUGCAGCACAGUUUUGCCACCUGGUGGCUGAACAUGGCAUUGAAUGAAUGCAGUUUUUUUUUUUUAAUCAUCUUUAUUUGACCUUUUUUCUGCUGAGACAUUUUGUGGUUUUAACAGGCCAGUUGUUUUUAAUACUGACCACUACAUGAACACUCACUCCAGCUGGGUUAUCUUCUGUUUUCUCUUAUGUCAGGAUGUAUUUUACCAUGUAGAACAAGCUAAAGAUUGUGUCAGUGUGUUAUGUGAUGAUUGCUGUAUGGUUGAACAUGGAGAUGGGGAAGAAUAUGGCUGCUUCAGCCAUGUGUGUGCAUAUCCAUCCACUUAUAUCUAACUUUAACCCCAGGGAAAUGUAUGCCAAGAGAUAGGGAUUUUUCUGUGUAGGUUCUCAGGAGCCAUCGGUUUUUAGUUUAUGAGCUCCCAUCUUUUACUUGAUUCAUUGCCAUAGAAAUGGACUCUGGAGGUGGUUUAGUUUUGUAGCUCUACAUCAGAUUUCCUGCCUCUCUUUUUGUCACUGAUGAAUAUUCAGAGUGCCGAGGAAAAAAAAAAAAAACUUUGAAAAUUGAAAAGGUACCCUUGAUAAUGAGAGUCCGACCAACACCAGGUACGAACCACUCAUCACCGCUGAAGGCAGCUCUUCCCUCAGAUGUUUUCACUUUGUACCUGCCGCUAACGAGACGCCUUACCUCGUUUUGGUUCUUAGCAGCAACUUUUAUUCAAAAGAAUCCACUCGGUGUGUUUCUGCCUUUCAAGGAGGAGGAUCCAUUAUGCCUUGUUUUGGCUCAUUUCAAAGAAAAUGUCUGCCAUCCUUUUCCAUUUGUUCUCUUUCUUCUACUUGCCUUAUUGUUCCUACAAAACGUAUCGUUAAGUUGAUGAAUGUAUUGUGCUGUUACUACUUACUUGCCUGCGCUUGUAUGGAUUUGCUGUUUCUAUGUUCGGGGU
Messenger RNA from Cheilinus undulatus (humphead wrasse), 3534 nucleotides. It is a transcript of the gene wasf1, whose product is annotated as WASP family member 1. Gene Ontology annotation, biological process: positive regulation of Arp2/3 complex-mediated actin nucleation; actin cytoskeleton organization. Gene Ontology annotation, molecular function: Arp2/3 complex binding; protein kinase A regulatory subunit binding; actin binding. Lineage: Eukaryota; Metazoa; Chordata; Actinopteri; Labriformes; Labridae. The transcript has 12 exons. Gene Ontology annotation, cellular component: SCAR complex; cytoskeleton. The record is from RefSeq and is a predicted model, not a curated record. The coding region runs from base 380 to 2134 and encodes 584 amino acids.